AGGCACUGAAAUGCCUGGAAUAAAAUUCUGGAAUUACUUUAGAAUAUUUAGAAUGAAAAAAAAGUCUAAAAUUCAGAUUACUUUAGAAUAUUCAGAAUUAAAAAAAGUCUAAAACUCAGUUAGAAUAGCUUCAAAUAGCUUACAAGUGCUUAUAAGAUUAUUCCAGGUAUUCCGAAUAACUCAAACGCCUAUGAGAGACUUAUAGAUAAUAAAAGAAUUAUUCCAGGCACUCAAAUGCCUGAAAUAAAAUUCUGGAAUUACUUUAGAACAUUUGGAAUUAAAAAAAAGUCUAAAACUAACUCAGAUUAUCUUUAGAGGACCAAAAGAGGCUUAAGACUACAUAAAAGAUUAUUCCAGGCAUUCCAAGUAAUUCAAACGCCUAUGCGAGACUAUUUUAUUACUUAGACUCUCAAAUGCCUGAAAUAAAAUUCUGGAAUUACUUUAGAAUAUUCAGAAAUAAAAAAGUCUAGAAUUUAGCUUUAAAUGGCUUACAAAGGCUUAUAAGAUUAUUCCAGGCACUCCAAGUAACUCAAAUGCCUAUGAGAUACUUAUAGGUAUUAAAAGAAUAAUUCCAGACACUCAAAUGCCUGGAAUAAAAUUCUGGAUUUACUUUAGAAUAUUAAGAAUAAAAAAAAAGUCUAAAACUUAAAAUAGCUUCAAAUGGUUUACAAGUGUCUAUAAGAUUAUUCCAGGCACUCCAAGGAACUCAAAUGUCUAUAAGAUACUUAUAAGUAAUAAAAUAACUAUUCUAGGUACUCAAAUGCCUGAAAUAAAAUUCUGGAAUUACUUUAUAAUAUUCAGAAUUAAAAAAAGUCUAAAACUCAGUUAGAAUAGCUUCAAAUAGCUUACAAGUGCUUAUAAGAUUAUUACAGGUAUUCCGAAUAACUCAAACGCCUAUGAGAGACUUAUAGGUAAUAAUAGAAUUAUUCCAGGCACUCAAAUACCUGGAAUAAAAUUCUGGAAUUACUUUAGAAUAUUUAGAAUUUAAAAAAAAAGUCUAAAACUCAGUUAGAUUAGCUUCAAAUAGCUUACAAGAUUAUUCCAGAUACUCCAAGUAACUUAAACGCCUAUGAGAUACUUAUAGAUAAUAAAAGAAUUAUUCCAGGCACUCAAAUGCCUGGAAUAAAAUUCUGGAAUUACUUUAGAAUAUUUGGAAUUAAAAAAAAAUCUAAAACUAACUCAGAUUAUCUCUAGAGGACUAAAAGAGGCCUAAGACUACAUAAAAGAUUAUUCCAGGCAUUCCAAGUAAUUCAAACGCCUAUGCGAGACUAUUUUAUUACUUAGACUCUCAAAUGCCUGGAAUAAAAUUCUGGAAUUACUUUAGAAUAUUCAUAAACAAAAAAGUCUAGAAUUUAGCUUUAAAUGGGUUACAAAGGCUUAUAAGAUUAUUCCAGGCACUCCAAGUAACUCAAAUGCCUAUGAGAUAUUUAUAGGUAACAAAAGAAUUAUUUCCGGCACACUCAAAUGCCUGGAAUAAAAUUCUAGAAUUACUUUAGAAUAUUCAGAAUUAAAAAAAAGUCUAAAAUUUAGAUUAGCUUCAAAUGGCUUACAAGGGCUUAUAAGAUCAUUCCAGGCACUCCAAGUAACUCAACUGCCUAUGAGAUAUUUAUAGGUAGUAAAAGAAUUAUUCCAGGCACACUCAAAUGCCUGGAAUAAAAUUCUGGAAUUAUUUAAGAAUAUUUAGAAUUUAAAAAAAGUCUAAAACUCAUUCAGAUUACCUCCAGAUGACCAAAAGAGGCUUAAGAGUACAUAAAAGAUUAUUCCGAGAAACUUAAAUGCCUGAAAGAGACUUAUAAUAAUAAUAGUAAUAAUAAUAAAUGUCUUUUAUUCAACAUUUACGGAUGUGGUUAAGACAGCUACUCUACUAAACCCUACUCAACGGUCAUAAACUUAAGCUAUAAUAUAAAGAUUAACUCUAUUAAAUUCAUUAAAUACCCAAAUAAAGAACAAUAUAUUUGUAUAAUUUAAAUAAAUAUUAAAUAGCUAAAUAUAAAAUUUUAAAAAUUUGCCAGGCACUCAAAUGCCUGGAAUAAAAUUCUGGAAUUACUUUAGAAUAUUUAGAAUCGAACAAAAGUCUAAGCCUAAGUCAUAUUACCUUCAAAUGACCGUAAGAAGCUUAAAAGUACAUGAAAAGAUUAUUCCAGGCAGUUCAAGUAACUCAAACGUCUAUGAAAGACUUAUAAGUAAUAAAAGAAUUAUUUCAGGCACUCAAAUGCAUGGAACAAAAUUCUGGAAUUAUUUUAGAAUAUUUAGAAUUUAAAAUUUAGUCAGAUUACUUCUAAGUGACCGAAAGGGGUUUAAGAGUACAUAAAAGAUUAUGAAGUUUAAAAUUAGACUGUCCAACUCAACAUUUUAUACUUUCUAAAUAUUUAGAGACUUUUUAAAUAUCUUUUCUAUAUUUCUAGUUUUAGAAAUCAUUGUCUGAAUAGUACAAGUCUAACAAGUUUACAAAAUUUCAUUUAUUAUUUCGAAAUAAUAGAAAAAAUAUAAUUUUUUUAUUAAAUUUAUUCAUUUAAAAAAAUUGUAUUUCUUCCAGGCAGUUGAACCUGCUUGAGGGCUAAUUUUCUUAUUUUAGACUAUGAAUUUCACCAGCGGUAUAUAGCGUUUUUUUGAAAUAAAACGAUUUCUAAACAGGGUGCUUCAAGUAGAAACUCAGGCGUCAAAAACAUUCAUUUUUAUUUAACUCGAACACCAAGUAUAUUAUGACGUGUUACAAUUCUAUGAUAUAUUUUGAAUACUUUUUGUAGAGCAAACCAUUUGCCUAAAGUCAAUGGUAAGUCAAAUAUGACGUAACAAAUUAAAUUAAAACAUCAAAAUUUAUUUUAGAUUUAUUGCAACUAAUGUUUAAUUUGUUUUCCAUUUGACUCAAUGAAAAUUUUGUUUACAAGUUGUUUCAAGUAAAAAUUCUUUUUAAGCGAAUUUUCUUGAUGCAACAGAUGAAUUGGACCAAGAGGACUGAUUGAGUGGCCACCAAAAUCACCGGAUAUAACCCCAUUAGAUUUGUUCUUAUGGGACUGUUUUUUCACCCUAUAUUUUUAAGCAAUUUAAUCCAUCUGGGGAUUUCUACAUCGCAGGUCAUGUAUACAUAAUUCCUAAUUAAAAAAACAAUAUUAUCAGCAUAUGACUUGGACCACAUGUUUGCAACGAUAACCUUCGAUAAAAUGUGGAUUUUUUUUUUAUAUAUUUAACACAAGAAAUGUUGCUUUAUGAUUAUUCUUAGAAAGCUCCUAGGGUCAGUUUAAGGUUUCUACAUAAAUUUACUCAAGACCUAAAGCAAAUCAUGGGCGUAAUACUAAGCUUCUUCUGGCAUGACACCGGUAGAACCGACGAUCCAGACCGCACCACUGGCCUUACAUCCAGAGACAGACACUUAUUAAAAACUACCUGGAAAACACUGUCAAAUGGAGAAGAAAACCUGAAGACUGGAAUGGCAAUCUUUAUGACGCUCUUCAAAGUCCAUCCGGAAUACCAACAAUUGUUCCCAUUCAGAAACGUCCCAUACAACCAACUGGAAUCGAACAACAGAUUUAAGGCCCACUGCAUCAGCUUGAUGUACGCAUUCACUUCCAUAAUGGAGAAUCUGGACAAUGUGGAACUUCUGGAGCAACUUUUGGGUAAACAGGGAGUGGCGCACGUAUCUAGGAAAGUACCGGAACGCGCCUAUUGGGAUCUGAAGGAGGUUUUGAUGCAACUGUUCCAGAAGUCCGGGAUGAGUUCCGAGGAGCUUGAGGCCUGGAAUAAGUUUUUGGACUAUGGACUUGGGAUUAUGGUAAAAUGUGCUGUAGAAGAGAAAAAAGGUGUUGAAUGAAAAUAAAUGUUUAUUUUAUAUAA
This is a messenger RNA of Anthonomus grandis grandis, 3831 nucleotides long. Its product is annotated as globin-2B. The transcript has 4 exons. Lineage: Eukaryota; Metazoa; Arthropoda; Insecta; Coleoptera; Curculionidae. Gene Ontology annotation, molecular function: oxygen binding; heme binding. The record is from RefSeq and is a predicted model, not a curated record. Bases 3281 to 3808 code for a protein of 175 amino acids.